UUCUGCCGAGCCUCUCCGCCAAAAUUUCCAUCCACUCUAUCAACCCCACCAAAUCUUGAAAUUCAGAAUGAAACAACCCCACCAUCGUCCAAUACCGCCGAUAUCUAGUGCCACCUCUAAGGCAUCAUCACGUUCAAUCAUAUGAGGAAUCACACAUGACAGCGAUCCCUUGAACAAAAUGGCCACUACAGAAGACGUCCAGAACCCGCCAGCUGCUCCUGACAGCACAGAGCCCUCAACCGCCGAGACGACGCCGUCUAAACCUAUACACGCCUUAAUUCUCGAUGCCGGCCCUCUCAUCAAGAACGAUCCUCCCGUGAGCACCUUGCUUGCCCAGGCAAACGAGCUCUACACCCUUCCAUCUGUCGUGUCUGAGAUCCGUGAUGCUGCGACCCGGUCGCGUGUCGAGACCACCCUCCUUCCCUUCCUGAAACUACGGUCGCCGAGACCCGCAAGUAUUAAAUUCGUCACUGACUUUGCCCGCCGCACCGGCGACCUUGAAGUCCUUAGCAAGCCUGAUAUCCACCUCAUGGCCCUAGCCUAUGAGCUGGAGUGUGAGCUAAAUGGCGGUGAUUGGCGGUUAAGGAACACUCCAGGUCAGAAGGGCGUAAAUGGGAAAUCUCCUGCACAGCUGGAAAAGGAAAAGGCAGAGGGACUGAAUAGGACAGAAGACUCUGAGGAGACAAUAUUAGAAGAGACGCCAAGCACAGGAGAUUCCGCAAAGACCGAUGGAACUGUAACAGAAGAGGCACCGGCGUCGGAGUCUACAGAUGCUGCCGCCCCAUCAACAGAACAAGCCGAGCCUACCGUGGCGCAAGAAACAAUUACUCAAACACUCGACUCGCUAAGCUUAGAACAGUCUGCGACACCUACAAUAGAUUUCGCUACAGAGAACACAACAACAGAUGAUGCCAGGAAACAAGAGGAAGAGGAUGAUGACGAAGGCUGGAUCACGCCGUCGAACCUCAAAAAACACCAAGCCAAAGACCAACUAGCAUCGCCCGAGCAGCCCGUCCAGCGGGUCCUAAAAGUCGCGCUCCUGACAUCCGACUACGCCAUGCAAAACGUGUUGCUACGGAUAAACCUCAACCUCGUGUCCUCAGGGUUGGCGCGGAUCACGCGCGUCAAGACAUGGGUACUCCGGUGCCACGGCUGCUUCCAAAUCACGCGGGACACAUCGAAGCAGUUCUGCCCUCGCUGCGGCCAAGCGACACUGACGCGCGUGAGCUGCUCCACAGACCAAGCGGGCAACUUCACCAUCUACCUCAAGAAGAACUUCCAGUGGAACAACCGGGGCAACGUAUACAGCGUGCCGAAGCCCGUGCACGGCUCGGCGAACGGGAAGGCGAGAGGGCCGGGAGGUGGCAAGAACGGCUGGGGUAGAGAGCUGAUUUUUGCUGAGGAUCAGAAGGAGUACGAGAGGAAGAGCACGGAACAGCGGAGGACCAAGCAGAGGGAUCUCAUGGACGACGACUAUUUACCUAGUAUCUUGAGCGGGAAUAGACAGUCUGGUCCGGGCAAGAUAAAGGUCGGCGCGGGCCGGAAUAUUAACUCGAGGAAGAGGUUUUAGAUCACGAGCAUAUAGACAAUGAGAAGAAAAAAAAAAGUUCAAGAUA
Molecule: messenger RNA, 1616 nt
Organism: Xylaria bambusicola
Lineage: Eukaryota; Fungi; Ascomycota; Sordariomycetes; Xylariales; Xylariaceae
Product: Nin one binding Zn-ribbon like-domain-containing protein
Exons: 1
Coding region: 179-1570 (463 amino acids)
Biological process (GO): maturation of SSU-rRNA; ribosomal small subunit biogenesis
Cellular component (GO): preribosome, small subunit precursor
Molecular function (GO): RNA endonuclease activity
Source: RefSeq, a predicted model, not a curated record